Molecule: messenger RNA, 1700 nt
Organism: Pyrus x bretschneideri (Chinese white pear)
Lineage: Eukaryota; Viridiplantae; Streptophyta; Magnoliopsida; Rosales; Rosaceae
Product: putative glutamine amidotransferase GAT1_2.1
Exons: 4
Coding region: 180-1493 (437 amino acids)
Cellular component (GO): cytosol
Molecular function (GO): hydrolase activity, acting on carbon-nitrogen (but not peptide) bonds, in linear amides
Source: RefSeq, a predicted model, not a curated record
CUUCCAAUCUUCUUUAAAUAGCGCUCUUUUCUGGCUUUCUUAUCCUAUCCUCCCCUAAUUUUAGUAAAUCAAGCUCUCUACUUCUUUCUACUUAUUCGUCCUCUUCUCCUCUAACCCUGAAAAUAAUUAAAUUAAUCAAGACACCCAAACAACAAUAACUUUGAUCGUGCACCACCGCCAUGAAUUCUGAUCUCUCUGUCAUCCUCCCUCGCGUCCUCAUCGUCUCUCGACGUACCCUUCGCAAGAACAAGUUCGUAGAUUUUGUGGGUGAAUACCAUCUUGAUCUUAUAGUAGGUUAUGGAGCAGUACCAGUAAUCGUGCCCCGAGUAAAUGGGGUGCACAUGUUAUUGGACAGCUUCGAGCCCAUCCAUGGAGUUCUCCUCUGCGAAGGAGAAGACAUCGACCCGUCUCUCUACGAGACUGAGGUCGCCGUCUCAGGCCUCUCAUCUGAAGAGUUGGAGGAAAUCAGGAGGCUCCAUGCAAGCGACACAGCCAUCGACAAAGAAAAAGACUCGAUCGAAUUGAGGCUGGCGAAGCUCUGCCUGGAACGGAACAUACCCUACUUGGGAAUAUGCAGAGGUUCACAGGUCUUGAAUGUCGCAUGUGGAGGAACCCUUUACCAAGACAUCGAGAGAGAGCUCUCGAAAAAGCACUUGGAAUUUGAUGAUCCAAAAAAUGGUGUUUAUGUGCAACAUAUAAAUUAUGAAGACUAUGAUGGGCAUAGGCAUGUGGUGAAGGUGGUGGAGGAGACUCCUUUGCACCAUUGGUUUAAGGAGUCCUUGGAAUCAGGGGAACAGAAGAUGGAGAUUAGGGUUAAUAGCUAUCACCAUCAAGGCGUUAAGAAAUUAGCACAGAGAUUUGUGCCAAUGGCAUUUGCCCCAGAUGGUUUGAUUGAAGGGUUUUAUGAUCCAGAUGCAUAUAAUCCUGAGGAAGGUAAAUUUAUCAUGGGAUUACAAUUUCAUCCAGAGAGAAUGAGGAGACCAGAUUCUGAUGAGUUUGAUUACCCUGGUUGCCCAUCUGCUUAUCAGGAAUUUGUGAAGGCAGCAAUUGCUUACAAGAACAAGCUCAACAGUUCAGCUUCAGUGCCACAAUCUUUGAAGUUGGAUGGGGAAAUGGAGAAAAGGAGAAAGAAAAUUGUUAGAAGUUUCUCAAUUGCAAGAAACAUAUACACAGGAGGCCUAGGAAGUGGUAUGCAUCAAAUCAAAGAAUCUGAACUUGAAGCUGGAGCAGAAUUCCUUGAGUCCAACACAGCACUGAGCAUACAGCAGGAGAACAGACUGAAGCAAAUGGGGGCAACAGUGAGAAAUGCAGGCUCCUACAAACAGAGAUUGAAGUUGAAUGAGGAGAGAGAAAGACUGGCAAGGGAUGUGAUGGGGAAAAUGUCAGUGGAGCAGUUGUCUGAUCUGCUGGCCUUCUACCAUAUGAUGGGCAAAAUCUGUUCAGAAGUGGUGGAAAGAAAGCUGAAUGGGAUUGUCAAUGAUAUUGGUUAUUAGUUGAAUUAAUCAAAUCAUAUGUUUUGUUUGUAAAGGACUCACAUAUCACAUCACAUGAAUCUUUGGGUGAUGGGUUCCAUGUCUUAGUCUCCUUUUUACUUGUUUCUCUUGUUUUCUGUUGUUUACACAUGAAAAUAUGUCAAUAUCAACCCUUUGAGAAAUGUUUUCUCAAUUGAAUGUGAAAUAAAAAUAUGUAACUUCUGUGCA